Glossina fuscipes is the source of this 3421-nucleotide messenger RNA. Its product is annotated as bromodomain-containing protein DDB_G0280777. The coding region runs from base 309 to 3392 and encodes 1027 amino acids. Gene Ontology annotation, molecular function: microtubule binding. NCBI's taxonomy places the organism in Eukaryota, Metazoa, Arthropoda, Insecta, Diptera, Glossinidae. Gene Ontology annotation, biological process: negative regulation of centriole replication. The transcript has 16 exons. The record is from RefSeq and is a predicted model, not a curated record.
CAUACAUAUAUAUAUAUAUAAAUAUAUAUGAAGAGUUAUGUACACACAUAUAUAAAUGCAUAUGUAUUUGUGAAUUUAUAUGUGUUGGAAAAUUUUCAGUAAAAGUUUUCCAAGUCAGUUAAAAAGAACAGAAGAAAAAAAAUAAAAUUUUUUUUUUGCUUUUAAGAACAAGAAAAAAUAAAAGAAAUUAAAAAAAAAUAUUUUUUUUUGUCCAGCGAAACGAAAACACGUGUAUAAGCGGUGAAAAAUCAAAGAAAAAAAAAAGCAAAUAACGGUAUUUAUGAAUUAACGAGUUAAAAGAUAUCCUUAUGAUCGGCUCAUUUUGGAAUUUGUGCAGAGCGUGCCCAUCAAUGCCGGUUGACAAGCAGCUCCAUUCGGAGUAUAGGAGCACUUAUCGUUGGCAUGAGUUUACUGGUAGUUCAAGGCCAGAAGUGGUGCGUCGUGCACCCGCUCCAAAUCCCAGCCAAUUUGUGGGUGCCACAAAUGAGCCACCAAUACCGCGUAGGAAAAAAUGCCCAGAAUUAGCUUAUAAGUCGCAUGAAUUUAUUAUAGGCUCUGAAUAUACAGACGCUCGCAAUAAUGCUGCAAAUCGUAUGCCCAGAUCGGAAGAAAGAGGUGGUACACCAUCACGUCGUAGUAAAUCUGAGGGUCCUCCUGCAGUGCCCAAUGGUCGAGCUUAUCCCAUAUCAACGGAUGUUGAUGGACCGGAUACCAAACAGGCGGGUGAGUCAAGUCAAGGCUUAUUCAAAAAGACCAUCUCAAAAUUGAGCACAGAGUAUCGUUUGCAAUUUGUUUGGCCCAAUGUUCGUAGAAUAAAGGGCCCAGAAACUCAAACAACAACAGCAACAACAGAUCAGCCCAAAAAAUCAAUAUCAAUGGGUGCAAUUAGAGGCCAACAAGCCUAUCAGCAACAACAACAACAACAACAACUACACAACUACCACCAACACCACCACCAUCAUCAUCAUUAUCAGCAACAGCACAACCAUCAUCAAAUGAUGGCGGCGAUGCCAACGGUUCAUAAAAAACGUACAACAAAUCAAAAAGAAGCUACACUACAUGAGUUGGAGCCGCUGGUUAGCGAUGCUGAUGAUAGAAAGCCCAUUGAAAAACAAGUGACUAUAGUGGAAAGAAAGGUUACGGCCAGACCUUUUUCACAGCUUAUAGAGCAGGAACGGCCCCAUCAUUUUAUAACUAAAAAGGAGAACUAUGGCUUUGAAAAAGUCACCGAAGUGGACAAUAAACAAUUGUUGCAAGAACAACAGCAACAACAACAACAAGAACAACAACCAUUAGCACCUCAACAGCCAGCUGCCGGUGAUGGUGAACUAAUCAUGAACGGCUCAUCGCCACCACAUUCGAAACCGAACUUGGACUUGUGGCUUAAAGAGGUAGUAGAGUUACGUAAAAAGGCCGGCGAAUACAAGUGCCGCGGUUGGGGUAUAGAAAUUGAUCCGGACUUAUAUAAGAAACAAAAAGAUUUAUGGGAUCAAGUAUCCAAAAACAGUUCUCUAUCCGCUUUGUCAUUAGCUUCGGCUAUGCAUAGGCCUAUCACUAAAGAGGAGAAAGAACAAGAAAAUAAUAAGAAGACCGCUCCGUUAACCAUAAAACCUCAAAAAGCGCGUGUUCCUGGUCAGGCUUUCUUUUUGGAUAAUAAGGAUGAAAUGCAUGCACUGCCAGCACGUUUCCAUCAUACUUUCAAGCAUUCAUCAACAUCGUUUCUUCAAAAAGAUGUAGAAGAGGGUGCCUUGUUGCCGUCACCUACACGUGAAAAAUUAAUGCCAGCAAUAACUAAACGUGAAUCGGAAUCUCAACGCGGUAGCCCCAAAAAGACAGCAGCUUCACGACACGGUUCACCCCAGAAGGGCAGUCCUCAAAAGGGUAGCCCAAAAAAGAUAAUUAAAACACGCUCACAAUCGGUUGGUCCUGAACAUGAGUCUCCUAAACGGCAAAUACGCUCAGCCAGUACCGCACCAACUGCCAGAUAUGUAACUACAACGGCUGGAAAGAAGACACCUACAACUGCUGCCGCUGAGCGUAAAGCACGUCCAUCUACCCUUUCCACUACAUUACAUAUACGUACGAAAAGUAGUUCAUUACCUCCUCCUCCUCCUAGUGGUAGUAGAGCUCAUGCAAAUGCUGUCGCUGCUGCUAAUAUCGAAAAUUCUCAACUUCAUGCAAAUCAAUCAUUAACAUCAACAUCACUAAGCAAAUCGCCACAAUCUUCGCAAAUGCGUAAAAGUGACAAAGACAAACGUAACUUAAUUAAUAAUAAUAAUAAUAAUAGCCAUGAAGCCAGUAAUGGCAGUAUUGUUACGCAACCACUACUACUACCACCACUACCACCACCAGCACCACCACCACCGCUGCUACUGCAACACGGUAUGAAAAUAAUUAAAACGCCGCCAAAAACUUCGGCAAUGAGUUCAAUGAGUGUUAUUCAGACCGACGGUAUGCGUAAAAUUGCGCCGCCAUCGACGCUGGUUAUGAAUGAUGAGAUUGGCGGUCAUAAAAUCGGUGGUGAUGUUGGCAAAACAUUGGCUUUGAAUCGUUUACCGGUACCAGGUCGUGAUAAAAAAUUGGCUGAAAAUGAUGGUGAAGAUGGCCGUGACACUGCCAUAUCUGUGUCCAGUUGUAGUCCACAACCGGUCCCUGAGGUACCAGAAGAGCCUUUGGUUAAAUCGCCGCCCGAACCUACACGCGUCAAAUCGCCCGAACAAAUUAUAAUGCGUUCACCCGAUCCGGUUAAUUGGACCGUACCAUUGGAUACAGGGAAAACAUUUACCGUUACGCAAAAUGUUAAAGAAGUUCGAUUUUUAGGUGAAAAUUACAGUCGGCCUCAGAGCGAGAUAAAGGCUUCGACUCCGGUCGAAAAACCACCACCACCACCACAAUCGGCUCCACCCGAAUUGACUGAACAAGUCAAAAUGGACGCUUGGAAAAAUGCUCAUUCUACCGAUACCAAAGCAUCGUUGUUGAGCAGUUCUAGUCCCACAUCUAGUCUAAGCAAAAAUCAAAAAUCUUUUAAUAACAACCACACCAACAACAACAACAAUAAUUAUAACAACAAUCAUAAUAGUAACAAUAAUAAUAUAAAUAGUAAUAGUAAUAAUAAUGGAAACAAUAACACCAAUAAUAAAUUAAAUACUAAACCAUUGCCUGGUACUACUAUAAGAGUAUUAGAAGAUCCUUUAUUUGAUAUAGAUGUGGUAAUGGCUACUAGUGCUGCUUCCAUAACCAGCGUAACAGGCGGUGGUAAUCUCUCAUCAUCAUCAAAUUCAACAACAACACCAUCAACUGCUCGCACUACGGCAACCGAUGUUUUGGAAAAGGCUCGUGAUCGUUUUGAUCGUUUCUGGGGUGGUAACAACGUUAAAGAGGAGAGUGUUUAAAUUUACUAUUAAAAAGAACAACAACAACA